AUGUCUACUUAUUUAGAUUACCAAGUGCUUGCAUACAUGAGUGCAUCAACGGCCUCAUUUUUUGCCCAAAAAUAUUACUUCGACAGAGAACUUCGAGAGUACAAGGCAAUGGAGACCAAGCUGACAUGGGGAGUGUUCAAGGAAUUCUUGAAGGAACUAGCUGCCCUGUUUACCAUGAGGAUGGGAAAACAAUCAGCAGAUGAAUUUGUCACAGAUUAUCUCAUGACCACAGGAGAAAGCAGAUUCAAUCUAGAAUCCACCCUUCCAGAAAUGCCGACCACAAUGAAUGACUGGGUAAAGUAUACCCAAAGAUUUGACAACCAGUGGAGAGAGCUCCAGAAUAUAAAAAGCUCUGUCCCCACUACAAUGCCCCAUCACAACAACCCCUUCUGCUACGACUCUUCCAAUGCCCCCACCUCCAUGAAUAACUCAGUUGUGCCUAUGGCCAUAGAUGCUAUCUGCACUCUCCUCACUGACGAUGAACAAGCUAAGCUACGAGCUGAGGGUGGACAUAUGGCAAACCAAUGCCCUGCUAGGGUUUCAUCUAGGAUACAUGAAGGGGGAAUUGGACAUGUUCAAUUGAGUAGUGGAAAAGUGGAGUACUGCCCGGCUCAAGCCGGCAGAGCAUUGGCCAGCCGAAGAGGAGGCUAUGGCAGAGCAAUCCUGGCAAGAGCUCAGAUUAGUGGCGAGACAGCAACUUUGGGUGAAAGUAGAAGCAUGGCAACGACUAACCCAUUCCGGGCUAGACUCACAGCAUGCCAAGCCUACGCAUCCAAAGAGGAUGCAUCUGUACGUCAGAAAAAGUCUGAAGUUAGCCAAGAAGAGGUCCAGAGUCUUAUAGGGAAAAUGAGAUGGGAUGAACAAGAAGCACUCCUUCAGGAAUUAAGCAAAGGAAGCAAGCAAAAGGAAUCAGAUAUGGAUUUUUGA
This is a messenger RNA of Heterobasidion irregulare TC 32-1, 927 nucleotides long. RefSeq lists its product as uncharacterized. The coding region runs from base 1 to 927 and encodes 308 amino acids. NCBI's taxonomy places the organism in Eukaryota, Fungi, Basidiomycota, Agaricomycetes, Russulales, Bondarzewiaceae. The transcript has 6 exons. The record is from RefSeq and is a predicted model, not a curated record.